AUGGCUGGUAUUCACAAAAUUGCUGACAUCAAUCCUACAAUCGAUAAUUUGUGUGUACGUAUACGAGUGAUAUGGUUAUGGACACUACCAAGUUACGAAAAUUCUCCAUUGCCAUACUCAAUUGAGAUGGUUUGGCUCGAUGAAGACGGAGGAAAAAUACACGCCUCAGUUAAGAAGGCUUUUGUGUCUCGAUUCGUGAAUUUGCUGGAGGAAGGAAUAUCUUACCAAAUAAGAUAUUUUGGUGUUGGACUCAAUAAGGGUUACUUCAAGACUACACAUCAUGAAUACGUGGUUAAUUUAAACCAACAUACUGAUGUGCACAGACUUCCAGAAUCGUCGAGUAUCCCACGACAUGGAUUUAAGUUUGUGAGUUUUGACACUCUCAAUGCUCCUGGGUAUGAUUGCACCUAUUUAGUUGAUGUUGUUGGAUAUCUUACUGGAAUUGGGAAUGAGAAGACUCUUGAAAAGGAUGAAAAAUCUACCAAAUAUACUGUUAUCGAAUUAGAGAUUGAUGAUGGAUCUGGCAAUAAGAAUGGAGCUGUUGUCGUCUUACAGUUUGUUAGAGUGAAGUUAUUUAACGAAAAGAUUGUUUUACAAAAUUCCAUGUAUGGCACAAAGAUGUUCUUCAAUCUUGAAGAUACAGCUGUCAUCCAAUUUAAAAAUAGCUUUGUAAGAUUUGAAGAAUCUAGAGGUAAUAUCAGCGGAAUUCCAAAUGAGGCUGCAUUCUUAAAAAUUUAUCAAGGCAAAACCAUCGAACAGUUAAAAGAAUUCGAUACUAAUUCUAUUUGUGUUGUCUUGACUACUAUAAGUCAUAUUAUGAAUACUCCAGAUUGGUAUCGAAUAAAGUUUGGUGUCAUUGAUGAUUCUGACUGUGCAUGUUUUGUAGUCUUUGACAAGGAGGCAAAACAAGUUUUGGGAAAGAGCUGUGUAGAGAUACUUGAUCCACUCCUAUUGAAAGGAGAUUUAUCGGAUACACCUACACUUUUGCUCAACCUAAUUGAUAAGACCUUUCUCUUCAUCAUUGAAGUUCAAAUAUCUGAUAAUCCACAUUUUUCACCUUCUUAUAAAGUUAAGAAGAUGACUGAUAAUGUGGACCUCAUAAAUAAAUUUAAAGAGGCUCACCCUAUUCAAAUUAAUUUGUUGCUUGAAUUCUCCAAUGAAGUUGCUGCCAAUGAUGAAUCCGAAUUGUUGGAAAAUGCUAUUACACCAACUAAGCGAUUAUCCUCGGAGUCGGAAGAAUCGAAGCACAAUAAUAGAGGAAAUUCGAGUGAUGGUUCCAAUGAUGUGCAUUUUCAAUCAGUGUUGUCGAACAUUACAAAUGGACUCAAUACAGAUAAUAACCCAACACCAUAUCGAUCAAGGUCUCCAACUACUAAUCUACACUCUGUAGGUGAAAAGGAACGAUGUUCCAAUAUUAGUGAUAUUAGUAAUUCAGGUAUCACACGCGAAGCAUAUGAUAGCCCAUGUCAUCAGACAAGUCAACAACAGUUUCAACAAACAUCAAACAAUAUCCACCAAUUGCAAAGUCAGCAUUCAUUGGAGUACUCAAAUCGAAUUAGAUUGCAAAGGGAUGUAAGACUGAAUAGAAAGACUAUGCUACUUCAAAAGAGACAUGGAGCAAGUACAUCUAAUUCAAAUUUAGAUACUAAAGAAUUAGAAGAAGUGUGCAUAGCUAAAAAAGAAAGAUACCUGAAACAAAGAAAAACAUUCUUGAAGGAAUUGGCUAUAAAUCUUUCAAAAUUUUUUGAAGAUGUUGAGGAUAUUACUGAAAACACGACUAUAUUAGAUGAUUCUGUGCAAAUUGAAUACCCAGCCAUAUUCGAUGUUGCUGAGAAUACAUAUGUGAUAGAUAUUGGUGACCCAGAAUUUUUUUGUCGGCAUUGCGACGCCAUGAUGUGGUAUGAGGAGAGAUCAGAAAAGUCUAAAACAGGAUCCAAUAUUGAGUUCUCAAUAUGUUGUAUGCGAGGGAAGGUACAAUUGCCGUUUUUGCAACGUCCACCUCAGCUCUUGCAAGGUUUAUUAUCUGGAGCAGACCAGAGAAGCAAACACUUUAAGGAUAAUAUAAGAACUUAUAAUAGCAUGUUUUGCUUCACGUCCCUCGGAGGUAAAAUAGAGACCUCUAUCAAUGAUGGGACAGGUCCUCCCCAGUUCAUUGUGAGUGGACAAAACUACCACAGAAUUGGAAGCUUGGUGCCAAUUGAGGGACAAAGACCAAAAUUUGCGCAGUUAUAUAUUUAUGAUACAGAAAAUGAGGUCUCAAACAGGAUAGAGAUUUUCAGUUCAAGAACAAACAACAACAACAUUGACCAGUCCUUAGUUCUAGAUCUCAAGGACAUGAUCGAUCAACAUAAUGUUCUUGCUCACACAUUUAGGAUAGUGAGAAACUACCUAAAUCAAGGAGAUAUCGCAAAUAUAAGACUACGAUUGUACCGAAAAAGAUCAAAGGAUGCAAGAGUCUACAAUUUACCAUCUUCUAACGAGGUCGCAGCUCUAAUAGUAGGAGAUUUUGAUUCUGGAGAUGCAGGACGUGAUAUUAUAGUUCAAUUAAAAUCUGUACAUCUGCAAAGGAUUCAUGAGACACACACCGCAUUUAUUCCUCUUUAGUACCCUAUGAUGUUUCCUUACGGUGAAGAUGGCUACCAAGAAGACAUUCCUUUGCGAGAAUCUUAUAGGGCUGAUGAAAAUAGAAAGAGACAGCGUGUGAGUUUAAGGGAGUUCAUAGCAUUUAGAAUACAAGAGAGAAAGGUCGAGUAUGCAACCAUUGUCAAUGGUGGAAGAUUAUUUCAGCAGUUCUUGGUUGAUUGCUUUUCUAUGAUUGAAGCACGAAGGUUGACCUACUACCGAAACAACCAAACCAAGGUGAAGAGUGAUAUAUACAAAUGGAUUCAAGAUGCAGUUGUUAGGGGUGAGACACGUGCUUCUAAAGCAGGUAAGCGUAUCAUCCUACCUGCGUCCUUCACUGGUGGUAUGAGAUACAUGUUUAAUAAUUGUCAAGAUGCUAUGACAAUUUGUAAGAAAUAUGGAUAUCCAGACCUCUUCAUCACAAUGACAUGUAACUCAAGUUGGCAAGAGAUUGCCGAAUAUAUCAAUCCAAGGAACUUAAAGGUUGAAGACCGGCCGGAUAUAUCGUGUAGAGUAUUCAAAAUUAAGUUUGAUAUGAUAAUCUCGGAUCUUAAGCAAGAAAUUCCUUUUGGAGUGCUAGAUGCAGGGAUGUAUACGGUGGAAUCAAAAAGAGGCCUACCACAUGCUCACAUUCUUUUAUGGUUAAAGUUGCCAGAUCCUGCUCAGCAUCCAAAAUUGUUUAGAGCUGUAUCUACAUAUAUGAUUCAUGGACCAUGUGGUAGAGCAUUCUCAAAAUCUUCCUGCAUGAAAGAUGGGUACUGUACCAAAUAUUAUCCCAAGACAUUCAAUAAAACCACAGUUAUCGAUGAUAGUGGAUACCCAUCAUAUAGAAGACGAGACACAGGGGUGGUCACUGAGAAGAAGGGAGUCCAUAUGGAUAAUAGGAAUGUGGUUCCAUACAAUGCAUAUCUACUGAUGUCUUAUCAAGCGCAUGUUAAUGUAGAGUACUGCAACAAGUCGAAUGCUAUCAAAUAUUUGUUCAAGUAUGUGAAUAAAGGUCCAGACAGGGUAGCAGUUGGAGUUACAAAGGAAGCUUUCAGUGGAGAGGAUGCUCAGGUUAUUGAUGAGAUCAAACAAUUCUAUGAUUGCAGAUAUUUGUCUGCAUGUGAGACUGUGUGGAGAACCUUAGCGUAUGAUAUUCAUCAAAGGUGGCCUUCAGUGAUGAGAUUAACCUUUCAUUUGCCUGGAGAGGAAAAUAUAAUCUUUAAAGAUGAUGACGAUCUUGAAGAAAUUGUGGAAGAAGAGGAAGGAAAAUAUACAAUGUUCUUAGCAUGGAUGGAGGCCAAUAAAAAAUUUGAAGCAGGUCAAACUUUGACGUAUGCUGAAUUUCCAAAUCAAUUUGUUUAUGAUAGAGAAUCAAGGGUAUGGCAUCCACGCAAAAGAGGGUAUUCUAUCGGGAGUUUAAAUUAUGUUCCACCGGGUACAGGUGAUAUUUAUUAUAUGAGAAUUUUGUUAGCUGUUCAGAGAGGUUGCACAACAUAUGAGUCUAUUAGGACAGUUAAUGGAAUUACAUAUUCUAGCUUCCAAGAUGCUUGCUAUUCCAUGGGACUACUGUGCGAUGAUAGGGAAUUCAUUACAGCUAUUAAUGAGGUAGCUGAACUUGCAUCUGGUCAUCAAUUGAGAAAAUUAUUUGCGAUGCUACUGAUAUCUAAUAGUAUUAGCAACCCAGAGCGUGUUUGGAAUGCAACUUGGACAUUAUUGGCUAAUGGAAUACUAUAUGAGAGGAGAAAAGCUUUGAAAAACCAAGGACUAAACAUGACUGGUGACGAAUUGAAAAACCUCUGCCUUAUUGAGAUUGAGAAGAUACUUAACAGCAAUGUGAGAUCUUUAAGAGACUAUCAAUCAAUGAAUAAGCUAAUAGAGGAGGAGUUAGCAUAUGACACAAAUGAGUUGACUCAUACAAACUUAUAUACAGAACAAAAGAUGACUCAUGAGCAAAGGUUAGUAUUUGAUGAGAUACUCAAUGCUGUUGUUACAGACUCUGGUGGUUUUUACUUCGUUUAUGGGCAUGGUGGGUGUGGUAAGACAUUUAUUUGGAAUAGACUUUCUUCUGCUAUUCGGUCUAGAGGAAAAAUUGUUUUAAAUGUCGCAUCCAGUGGAAUUGCUUCUUUACUCCUACCUGGUGGCAGAACGGCUCAUUCUAGAUUUUCAAUACCCAUUACAAUUACUGAUGAAUCUACUUGCAACAUCAAGCAUGGCAGUUUGAAGGCUGAGCUGCUCAUCCAAAGUAGCUUAAUAAUUUGGGAUGAAGCUCCAAUGCUCAAUAAAAUGUGCUUUGAAGCACUUGAUCGGACGCUCAGGGAUCUUAUGUCAGUUACCAAUCAACAUAAGACACAUCAACCAUUUGGUGGUAAGGUUGUUGUUCUAGGAGGUGAUUUCAGACAGAUACUUCCGGUGAUUCCGAAAGGAAGUAGACACGAUAUAUUGACAUCCGCUAUUAACUCAUCCCAUCUGUGGUCAUUUUGUAAGGUUCUGAAACUGCAUACGAAUAUGAGGCUUCUAAUGUCUUCUUUGGAUCAAGAUGAAGGUGAAAUAAAGAGAUUUGCUAAUUGGAUACUUGAUGUUGGAAAUGGAAAUAUUGGCUCUGUUGUUGGUGAUGAAUCAGAAGUUGAAAUUCCAAAUGAUCUAUUGAUUACAACUACUGAUGACCCUCUCUCUCAUUUGGUAGACUUUGCAUAUCCAAAUUUGUUGCAAAACAUGUCAGAUUACAGGUAUUUUCAGAGUAGGGUAAUUCUUGCACCCACGCUUGAGAGUGUCGAGAAGGUAAACGAUUUUGUCUUGACAAUCUUUCCAGGGAUGGAAAAUGAGUAUUUGAGCUCUGACACAACAUGUCAAGCUGAUGAGAAUGAAGAUGUACAACAAGAGUGGUUCACACCAGAGUUCCUAAAUGACAUCAAAUGUUCGGGACUACCCAAUCACAAGUUGACUUUGAAGCCAGGAGUCGUUGUAAUGCUACUGCAAAACAUAGACCAGACUUCAGGUUUAUGCAACAGGACAAGAUUAAUAGUUAACGAACUUGGCAGCAACAUAAUUGGAGCGACGGUAGUGACCGGUAGAAAUAUUGAAAAUAAAGUGUACAUUCCAAGAAUGAACUUGAUCCCUUCAGAUUCAGGAUUGCCAUUUAAGUUCCAACGGAGACAAUUUCCAUUGACAGUAUGCUUUGCAAUGACCAUUAACAAGAGUCAGGGUCAAUCAUUAUCACAUGUAGGGCUUUAUUUGCCAAAAUCAGUGUUCACCUAUGGACAACUUUAUGUUGCUUUGUCAAGAGUUAAGAGUCGCAGUGGCCUCAGGGUUUUAAUUCUAGACGAAGACGGCAAUCCAAAGUCAUCAACAACAAAUGUCGUGUUCAAAGAGGUUUUUAAUAAUAUUUAG
Molecule: messenger RNA, 5994 nt
Organism: Arachis duranensis
Lineage: Eukaryota; Viridiplantae; Streptophyta; Magnoliopsida; Fabales; Fabaceae
Biological process (GO): DNA repair; telomere maintenance
Molecular function (GO): DNA helicase activity
Source: RefSeq, a predicted model, not a curated record